AUGGAAUAUCAAAGCAGCGGCAUUUGACAGAAGCCAGCUGUUAUGAUGUCAUCCAAUCGGGUGCAAACGUCACUACAGUGACGUCACGAAUAUACAACCACAUGUAAGCAAACCACGUGGUUUCACAAUGAAAACUUCCGUGGUUUCGAAGAGUGCCGGCAGAGGUCUAGAAGAGGUUAUCUAACACAUCUUACACGAAUUUUUAGUUCCUGCAUAGUUAGAAGCCAUGGUUUUGUCCGAAUAUAUUUCAACACUCUCCGAAAAUCCCUAUUUUGGUGCUGGGUUUGGUCUUUUUGGAGUUGGGGCAGCAGCUGCAGUGCUUAGGAAAGCUUUGCAGGGUUCUGUUAUAUUGCUUCGGAGGCAUUGUAUGAUCACAUUAGAGGUCCCCUGUCGCGAUAAAAGCUAUCAGUGGCUUUUACACUGGAUAACUCACAAAGGAGCCAGACAAACUCAACAUCUUAGUGUUGAAACAAGCUUUGAACAAAAGGAUACGGGUCGCAUUCAAACCAAAUAUGAUUUCAUUCCAAGUAUAGGCACCCAUUUCUUCAGGUAUAAAGGACUAUGGAUAAAAGUGGAUAGAACCCGAGAACAACAAACUUUAGAUUUACAUAUGGGAAUUCCAUGGGAAACUCUUACUCUUACAGCAAUUGGAAGAAAUCGAGGAUUGUACUUUGACAUUUUGGAAGAAGCCAGGCAAAUGGCCCUGAAAGAACAUGAAGGGAAAACCAUCAUGUACAUUGCCAUGGGAUCAGAGUGGAGGCCCUUCGGACACCCUCGCAGAAGGCGUCCUAUAUCUUCCGUGGUACUGGAUGUUGGUGUGUCUGAGAGGAUUGUUGCUGACGUUAAAGAAUUUAUUGGAAAUGCCUCAUGGUAUAGGGAGAGAGGUAUCCCUUACCGGCGAGGAUAUUUGCUAUAUGGUCCACCUGGUUGUGGAAAAUCUUCAUUUAUUACAGCAUUAGCAGGUGAACUGGAGUUCAGUAUAUGUGUUCUCAAUCUCAGUGAACGUGGUUUAACUGAUGAUAGACUGAACCACUUAUUGAGUGUUGCACCCGAGCAAAGUAUUAUACUCUUAGAAGAUGUAGAUGCAGCUUUUGUGAGUCGUGAAGAUACAGCCCAAAUGAAAACAGCUUAUGAAGGCCUAAAUAGAGUUACCUUCAGUGGUCUUCUCAAUUGUCUGGAUGGUGUAGCCUCAACAGAAGCUCGCUUAGUGUUUAUGACUACAAAUUAUUUGGAAAGGCUUGAUCCAGCACUUAUACGCCCAGGGCGAGUAGAUAUGAAGGAAUACAUUGGACCUUGCAGUCCACACCAAAUUGAACAAAUGUAUCUUCGUUUUUAUCGUGAGAAAGAAGAUAUUUUGGGAGCAAAAACAUUUGCUGAAGCUGUUCAACAGUGUAAGCAAUCUGUCAGUCCAGCUCAAAUACAAGGAUACUUCAUGCUUUACAAAGAAGAUCCACAAGGAGUGAUGAAUAAUGUUCAAAGAAUAUGGACACAAUAGUGAUAUUUUUUGCAAGUGAAUUGCUUUGCAUUGGAUAAUGCAACAUGCAGUACUUUUAUUUAAUGAUUGUAAAUAGAAAUUAGAUGCACAUAGAAAUGAUUUUUUAAUACAUUGAUUGUGUUCAAAAGCAUAUUGUUGAUUGUUUUUCUUUUGUCGCUCAAAAUAUCUGAUGUUUUUCAGUAUAAGAAUCAUGUCCUUGUCUGCUGCCUUUCCUGAAUGCUUAGUUCCCUUAAAACCAAACAAACUAAGUCAUCCUGAUUACAAAAGAUCAUCCAUAUAACAUUAGUUUAAAACUAAGGCAAAAUUUUAUUCUUGCCUUUAUUCAAGAUUCCUUUAAUCAUGAUAUCUCUUUUCAAAUAUAAUUUUGCAAAUUAUCACUAAAUUCUGUUUGCUUGUUAAUACAAAAAUUGGAAUAUCAUUUGUUAGGAAGAAACUUAACCCAAACAUCAAUGCUGCAUUUCUAAAAGGACAUUUUUAGUGAGUUAGAAUAGUUGCAGUGGUGGUUGAAAAUUGGUGAAAGUAGUGUACAAAAGUAAUUCAGUGUGGUAAAAUAUUUUAAUAAAAUUAUUUAUUAAAGAUGUUUUUUGUUAUUUUGGUAAGAAUUUUGUUUAUAGUACCUUCUUGACCAUGCCACAAUUAACUACAAUGUAUGCAAUUGGAAAUUCAUCUUAACCUUAUAAUGCAGGGCCAUGAGCAC
Gryllus bimaculatus (two-spotted cricket) is the source of this 2192-nucleotide messenger RNA. The record is from the annotation of a GenBank genome assembly. Lineage: Eukaryota; Metazoa; Arthropoda; Insecta; Orthoptera; Gryllidae.